AUCGAUUUUGGUAACGCCCUGGACGUAGCCAAGACUACAUUCAACCGAUUCAAGACCCGCGAUCGGGCCGAACGACUUUUUGAUGAACAAGACAACGAUUCAUACGACAAGUUUGGUAAUCGUGGCGAUGCCCCCGACCUUAUUAGCAAAUUGGGCGACAAUGAGAAACAAUAUGCAACUCAGGACGCGCUGACCAACGACUACUAUAACGACCAUAAAAUGUUUAAAGGAAGGGGAGAGCGAUGGGAAAAGCUAAUGGAGCCCAACUGUCCCUGUUUUCCAAACAUGACUAAGCGCUACACAAUUGCCUUUUUGAGUUCAUUGGGAUUUAUGAUUAGUUUUGGUAUACGCUGUAAUAUGGGGGUCGCCAUCGUCCAAAUGAUUAGCAAUACGACCGGACAGGGACCAGAGUUUGAUUGGACACCUGAGACCAUAGGUGUCGUCGAUUCAUCAUUUUUUUGGGGAUAUUUAGUGACGCAAAUUCCCGGCGGUUUUCUUGCCGCUCGAUAUCCGGCCACAAGAGUUUUUGGUACAGCAAUAGCCACAUCGGCAUUUUUAAACAUGUUAUUGCCCGGUGCCGCAAAAUUGCAUCCAGGUUAUGUCAUGUUUGUACGCAUACUACAAGGUCUAGUUGAGGGCGUCACAUAUCCUGCGUGUCACGGAAUAUGGCGUCAUUGGGCGCCACCAUUAGAGAGAAGUCGGUUGGCGACACUGGCGUUUUGUGGCUCGUAUGCCGGCGCCGUAGUUGGUCUGCCAAUGUCUGGCUUAUUAACCGAAUGGCUCGGUUGGGAAACAUGUUUCUAUUUUUACGGAUUUCUGGGUCUGAGUUGGUAUGCCCUAUGGAUGUGGUUAUCGUUUGAAAAGCCGUCAAAACAUCCGACAAUCACCAGAGAGGAACUGGUGUUUAUAGAGAACAGCAUCGGUAUUGUCAAUCUGAAGCCCCCAACCUUACAAACGACACCAUGGGUUGAGAUAUUCAAGUCUAUGCCGGUUUGGGCCAUAAUAGCCGCCAAUUUUUGCCGGAGUUGGACUUUCUACCUGUUGCUCAUAUCGCAGCCCAUGUACUUCAAAGAGGUCUUCAAUUUUGAUGUCGAAAAGUCGGGAAUGUUAGGAGCGUUGCCUCACUUAUGUAUGACAUUUGUAGUGCCAUUUGGCGGUCAUUUGGCCGAUCACUUGAGGACUUCCGGCGCUCUGAGCACAACAAACGUAAGGAAAGUGUUCAACUGUGGCGGCUUCGGUAUGGAAGCACUGUUUCUCAUAUUAGUUGGCAGCACAUCGAGCACACACCUGGCCAUCAUUGCACUCACACUUGCCGUCGGGUUUAGUGGUUUUGCUAUUUCAGGUUUUAAUGUCAAUCAUCUAGAUAUAGCACCCAGGUAUGCUAGUAUAUUGAUGGGCAUAUCUAACGGUUUCGGUACAUUAGCCGGCAUGUUAUGCCCUAUUGUAGUCAACCUUAUGACAAAGGAAAAGACACCGACCGAAUGGCAGGACGUAUUCAUAAUAGCGGGAGUCAUACACAUAUGUGGUGUCAUAUUUUACGGUAUAUUUGCUUCGGGAGAACUGCAAAAUUGGUCGGAACCGGUUUCCAAAGACCAGCCCGAGUCGCUGCAAAUGCAAUACCAGCAGCCGAUACAAACACAACUGCCCCCCAGUAGUGGUGGUGAUCCAACAACGUGGCCUCAAUCGGACGGUACGGCCAUAGGCUAUCAAACGCAAGCGGCAACCAACACCACUACAAACCCAUUCCAACAGGCCGUACAGCCCCAAUACGGCGAUCAAUCAUACGACCCGUGGGCCCAAAACGGAACGGUAGGUACGGGUUUGGCCAACAGUUAUCAGCCGUCCUAUGGAGCAACCGAUUCGCAGCAAUCGUCAGCGUUUUACGAGACGAGAGCACAGUAUAUACAACAGCCGGCAACUGACCGCUAUCUACACGGAACGGUAGAUGACAGGGAUUAUUGA
Oppia nitens is the source of this 1962-nucleotide messenger RNA. It is a transcript of the gene VGlut, whose product is annotated as vesicular glutamate transporter 1-like. Gene Ontology annotation, molecular function: L-glutamate transmembrane transporter activity; neurotransmitter transmembrane transporter activity. The transcript is spliced from 12 exons. Gene Ontology annotation, biological process: neurotransmitter loading into synaptic vesicle; synaptic transmission, glutamatergic; transmembrane transport. Bases 220 to 1962 code for a protein of 580 amino acids. The record is from RefSeq and is a predicted model, not a curated record. Lineage: Eukaryota; Metazoa; Arthropoda; Arachnida; Sarcoptiformes; Oppiidae. Gene Ontology annotation, cellular component: synaptic vesicle membrane; excitatory synapse.